AAGAUAAGAUAAGAAUCUGUGUACGAAAUAGGUGUAACAAAAUUUUAACAUUGCAACAGUUUAUUACGGAAUUAAUCUAAUAUAUUUGUCCGUGUGGUACUAAAAGUUAAAGGAUGGAUAGCCUCAUUUUCUUCAUCAUCUUACCUGUGCUAGACGCGGCUUUCACAUGUGAGGACGUAGAUAAUGCCUGCGCUGACUAUGGACAUGAUUACAUUUGUAAUGGGGACUAUAUACCAUGGUCAACAGCACACUGCCGAAAGUUCUGUAAUUUCUGUCCGUCUGAAGUGCCUGCUUAUUGCAUGGAUGCCGACAGUAACUGCACAGGAUACGCACGUGAUCAUAUUUGUACCGGAGACUAUAUACCAUGGUCAACUAGACACUGCCGAAAGUACUGCAAUCUAUGUUUGCUAGGAAGCAUCGCAAUCAACAAGACAGCGACUCAAAGCUCGAAUUAUGUUGAAGGUAACAGUGUUUGGAGUGCACACACUGCGGUUGAUGGCGACACUACCUGUGGGUACCCUCCUACCAGUCAAUAUUAUAGUGCAACUAUGUCCGGAAUGGCCCAAACGAGUUGGUGGGAAGUAGACCUGGGAAAGGUUUAUGCCGUCUAUCAAGUAAUUGUAAAUGGAAUGCCUAGAGAUCUACAUAACCAACUCACAGGAUUUAGACUUUAUUUGACAAAACAACACGUUGACAAUCCUGAUGCUUCAACUGCCGUUUAUAAUAAUACUGAUUACGGCAAUGGGACUUUCAACAUACAAGUCUCAGCAGAAGCUCGAUAUGUCAUGUUGACGAUGACAGAAUCAUACAAUGCCAUUGUUUUGUGUGAAGUGGAAGUUUACGGAACUGAGGUAUCGAGCAAUUCUACUUUAUUCACCACGUCCAUACCAACAAACGAAUCAACUACUGUAACAACAGAACUAGCAACAGCUGAAUAUUCUACUACGGAAACACCAGCAGCUACAUCAACAACAAGAACACAUUUUCCUAGAACCUCAGCGACUGUCACUGCUACUACAGCAACAGUUAUAAGCAUGUGUCCUAAAGAAGUGAAACAGCGUGUAAAGUCACAGUACCUUUUCCAGCUCGGAGAGAACUGCUAUGAAUUUGUGCCUUUGAAUGACAGUUGGAUACAUGCUAAAGAAGACUGCCAUAAUAAAGGAGGCUAUUUACUUUCAAUUAUAAGUGCUGAUGAACAGACUUUUGUUUCCAAUAUGCUUACAACAAUAAAUGUUACGCAACAACUAUGGCUUGGUCUAGAUGACCGUAUAAAUGAAGAGCAGUGGGAAUGGAACUCAGGUGACCCUGUACAUUACAUCAACUGGAUUCCUGGACGAUAUAUUGACCAGUAUCACGACCAGGAAGACUGCGCUGUCAUGGAUAUGUCUCGAGGUGGCCAAUGGGAUGAUGCUGAUUGCAAUACCGUGGUAUCAGGAGGGAUGCUAUCCUAUCCGUGGAUUUGUCAAUACGUUCGGCAGAGACAGGUACCAAAUUCAACAGUCACAGUUAUAGGUGCAGGGGGUUGGUCUAGCUGGUUCUAUGCUUCAUGCUCAGUAAGUUGUGGAACUGGAACAACACACAGAGUAAGAACUUGCAGUACUGGACACUCAGUCGAUUGUACAGGGAUGGAUUUUGAAUCGGUUGCCUGUGACGCAGGACCUUGUCCAAUCGAUGGUUACUGGAGUUCCUGGCAACAGUGGAGCACGUGCUCAACAACAUGCGAUGAUGGUAUACAGUUUCGCACGAGAAACUGCGACAACCCCUUACCUCAGUAUGGCGGGACAAACUGCAGUGGAUCUGGAAAUGAAACAACUCCAUGUCAUCUGAUUGAUUGCCCACCGAGCUGGUCGAGUUGGUUUUACGGUACCUGCUCAGUAACAUGUGGACCUGGGACCUCCGGCAAACUAAGACGUUGCAGUACUGGAAAGGAGGCUGAUUGUCCUGGAAAAGCUUUUGAAAUUUUGAGUUGUGACGAAGGUCCUUGUCCUAUCGAUGGCUCAUGGGGAUCUUGGCAAGAGUGGAGCACGUGCUCUACAACAUGCGGCGAUGGAAGACGUUUUCGCAUGAGAAUGUGUAACAACCCCGCACCUCAGAACAACGGACUCCAUUGCAGUGGUUCCAUCAAUGAAACUUCGCCGUGUAACCAUGGAGAAUGUCCACACUGGUUGCCGUUCUACGAAACGUCUAUGUGCAGUACUACAUGUGGAGCGGGUUUCUUUCAGCUCCGGAGAAAUUGUAGCUCUGGAAAGCCUCGUGACUGCCAUGGUAGUGAAUAUGGUGAAAAGCCUUGUAAUCUUAUGGAUUGUUCUUCAUGAAAUCGAUAUAAAGCAACAGCAUACUUUUAA
Molecule: messenger RNA, 2345 nt
Organism: Mercenaria mercenaria
Lineage: Eukaryota; Metazoa; Mollusca; Bivalvia; Venerida; Veneridae
Product: A disintegrin and metalloproteinase with thrombospondin motifs adt-2-like
Exons: 14
Coding region: 114-2315 (733 amino acids)
Source: RefSeq, a predicted model, not a curated record